Jaminaea rosea is the source of this 1262-nucleotide messenger RNA. RefSeq names its product putative IDH1-isocitrate dehydrogenase [NAD] subunit 1, mitochondrial. Gene Ontology annotation, cellular component: mitochondrion. The transcript has 5 exons. Gene Ontology annotation, molecular function: NAD binding; magnesium ion binding; isocitrate dehydrogenase (NAD+) activity. The record is from RefSeq and is a predicted model, not a curated record. Gene Ontology annotation, biological process: tricarboxylic acid cycle; isocitrate metabolic process. The coding region runs from base 27 to 1160 and encodes 377 amino acids. Lineage: Eukaryota; Fungi; Basidiomycota; Exobasidiomycetes; Microstromatales.
CCUCUUCACCCUCACGCUUCAUUGUCAUGUCCGCACUCCGAUCAUUGGUCAGGGGGGCUCCUCUGGCUCAGUCCUCCCUCGCUACUAGGGCUGCUUCGACGCUCAGCGUUGGGUCGCAGAGGAUCCCGUCGGCCAGGACACCCACCAAGUACGGUGGCGUCUACACGGUCACUCUGAUCCCCGGUGAUGGUAUCGGCAAGGAGAUCACGGGCUCGGUCAAGGAGGUCUUCUCCAGCUUGAACGUCCCCAUUGAGUGGGAGGAGUACAACGUUUCGGGCGAGACGCACGGCUCAGAGAAGCUUUUCAAGGAGGCAAUGGAGAGCUUGCGCCGCAACAAGGUCGGGCUCAAGGGCUCCAUGUACACUCCUAUUGACGCUUCUGCCCACAACAGCUGGAACGUCGCCCUCCGCCAACGCCUCGACAUCUACGCCUCGCUGACCCUCUGCAAGUCUCUGCCCGGCUUCCCGACCCGCCACAAGGACGUCGACAUCGUCAUCGUCCGUGAGAACACCGAGGGCGAGUACUCUGGUCUCGAGCACUCGUCUGUCCCCGGCGUAGUCGAAUCCCUCAAGGUCUCGACCCGAGCAGGCGCAGAGCGAAUUGCUCGCUUUGCCUUUGACUUUGCGCUCAAGAACGGCCGCAAGCGCGUCGUCUGCGUGCACAAGGCUAACAUCAUGAAGCUGGGCGACGGCUUGUUCCUCAACACUUUCAGGGAUGUGGCGAAGCAGUACGAGAACUCCGGCAUCACUACGGGCGACAUGAUUGUGGACAACACUUCUAUGCAGCUCGUCGGCAAGCCCGGCCAGUUCGACGUCAUGGUCAUGCCUAACCUGUACGGCAACAUCGUCACCAACAUCGGAGCCGCCCUCGUCGGUGGACCCGGCGUGGUGCCCGGCGCCAACAUCGGCCGCGACUUUGCGCUGUACGAGCCUGGAUGCCGACACGUUGCCAAGGACAUCGCGACGCAGAACAAGGCCAACCCCACGGCUAUGUUGUUGAGCGCGACGAUGAUGCUCAGGCAUCUGGGCUUGGACACCCAGGCUGACGCGAUUGCUGGGGCGGUGUACAAGGUCAUCGAGGAGGGCAAGGUCAGGACGGCCGAUGUAGGCGGUAGCAGCACGACCAGUGACUUCACCAAGGCGGUGCUUGACCAGCUUUGAGCCGGGCGUGGCGUGCAGCGAUGGGGUCUGUUUGAUGUGUAGAAGUAGUGACGGCGUGCGCAUAGGGCCGUAAAUGCUAUCACUCGUUGAUAAUGACGUCGA